GUUGAUGAGAUGUGAGCUUCCGUAACAUGUGCAGGCACUGGAACCUAACGCGGUUUGCAGGGAAAGUAGUGGAAGGGCUGACCGUGACCAGGGCAAUGUCGUCCGGUCUGACAGGAGUGGAGGCUGGCAAGAGAGCAGCGGCACGGGCGGCCGUGGACAAUCACAUCAAGACAGGCCAGGCUGUUGGCAUAGGAAGUGGCUCAACCAUUGUGUUUGCAGUGGAGAGAAUAGCGGAACGUGUAAAAUCAGAAAAGCUACAACUACAAUGUGUCCCUACCUCAUUUCAGGCUAAACAGUUGAUCCAGGAUAACAAUCUAACAUUGAGCAGUCUGGAGACUUGUCCUAAGCUUGACAUCGCUAUAGACGGUGCAGAUGAAGUAGACGAUGACCUCAACUGUAUAAAGGGUGGAGGGGGCUGCCUGACACAGGAGAAGAUUGUCGCCUCGUGUGCCAAGGAUUUUAUCAUCAUAGCUGACUAUAGGAAGAAUUCUGGUUCCCUCGGCACUUACUGGACCAAAGGCAUUCCUAUAGAGGUAAUCCCCAUGGCGUAUAGACCCGUUCAGAUCAGGGUCGCAGCAGAGCUUGGUGGCAAGGCAGAUCUCAGGAUGGCUAUUCGCAAGGCAGGCCCAGUCGUAACCGAUAACGGUAACUUUAUACUGGACUGGGUGGCACCAGAGAAUACUCACAACUGGGAGGUCGUCAAUCAGAAGAUAAAGAUGAUUCCAGGCGUGCUGGAGACUGGAUUGUUUAUAAAGAUGGCUCGUGUGGCUUACUUUGGAAAUGAGGACGGCUCGAUCACAUCACGAACUCCUCCCUGAUCACAGUCGGCUGGGGACAGAUAACUCCUGUACCGGAGGAACUUGCAUCAAUUAAAUCCAUAGUUUGUUGUCUCCCCUUUAACAGAAGUGAUUGUUUCUUUCCAUUCCGUUUUUUCCGUCCGCUCUCCAUAUCUUUCAAAUACUAUUUCAAGGUUUUACUGUAUGUUUCCACAAUGAAACUAUAACAUUCCUUUGUUACCUGAAGCAAUCAUACAAUGAAGGAACUUAUUUUUUAUUUUUCAAACACUUAACAGAAUGCCUUAAUAUCUGUUGUCAAUGUCAACAUUGGACUGAACUUGGUUAGUUUGUUGAUUGUUAAAUUUGAAACAAACUUGAGCUUUGAUAAUUGUUUAAUGAAAGUUGACAUUGAUGCUACAGAUGUUGUUACCUAAACCUUAUUUUUGUUGACAGUGUAUUAACUUGCAUUAGUCCCAAGGACCUCUUUGUUUUCCUUUGGUGCAAAUUAUUUUCAUUCUUACAUGAAACAGCUUAAAACUAAGAUAAUUUACAGUAUGAUAUUGUGGAAGAACUUUUUUUGUUAGAAUUUUGUUGCUUUUUUGCCUUGUGAUUUCAACCAAUGAAAUGUUUGAAAAUUGGCUAUUAUAUACUUGAUAUGAAGGUGCAUUAAAUAAUUGUAGAUAUUCAAACUUUUCAUGCUCAGUGCAUUUCAAUUUGUUUCCAACAUCAGUUGUAUUGGCUAUGGGCUUAUUUACAUUUCUUGUUUUUUUGUACAAGCAUGGAGACAUUUCAGAAUCAAAUGUUGUUGUCGUCCAAGGUUAUGGGGUAAUGAUAUGGAGACUGAUACAUGUACAGGUCAUUGUCAAUACGACACCAAACUCAACUCAUCACCCCAUUGUCCUGAGUAUAAAAGGAUUCUGCAUCUACAAUGUUUUAUUAAACAGUUCAAAACAUACUGUAAAAUCCUAUGUGUAAGUAUAAUUCAAUCAGUGAAUGUUGACAUUAUUUUCUAUUGGUGAUUUAACACUUUUUCCAUUGUUAUUUUGCUAAUGUUGCCAAAAGUAACCUACUCAAUUAAUAUGCCAAUGAAACUGAUAGAUUUGGGAGUUAACUGAACACAACAUGAUGAGAAAUAGAAAUGUGUUAAGUCCUGAAAAUUGCUGUGGUCCUACUACAUGUAGUAAAUUAGUAUCAAAUGAAAAAGAUACUUGUAGUGGUUGUACAAUUCCACUAGCCCUAGGCCCUGUGUCAGGGUUAGUAAAAUGUUGAUAUUGACUUUGAAAACACAGUCGAGGAUAAAUAGAUUGAUUUUUUUUUACUAAUAACCAGAAUAUGAAAUGCUACGCCCCAUUUGGAUCAGCAGGCAGUUAGAUACAUUCCAUUGUGUAUAGAAAACUAUUGUCUGGAUGAUUCAGCGAAGUUUAUUUUAUCUGAUAUAAUUGGACGAGGGUGACCUAGUUUUUAGCCGAGUGCAUGUUUUAAUGUACCUGGUAAGCUUUAAGAUUGUGUUGUAAUACUGUAGCAGAAUUACUGGAUGAUAUCUUUUUUUAAAAUAUGACAUUGAGAUUUACAACUGAAUUUAAUUAUUCAGAUCGAAGACUUUUUUUUUGAAAAUCAAGGUUCUACUUAUAUAAAACAUGUAUAUAUCCAACUAAAAAUUAAAUACAAAAUUGCAUUUAAACAGGAGCAUUUUAAUCUAAAAAAAUAUUUAAAAAUUGCAGGAUAACCAUGCCAGAUAUAUUUUAACACAGAUCUACAAUGUAGUAACUUCUGUUCAUGAUAUAUAUAUAGUUAACUAACAAACAGGACCAUCUACUGGAAUGAUGUAAUAGUUAUGUAUAUGACUGCAUUUAAUAGAUGGAUAGAUUAUUUUAAUGACUAAACCAUCUUUGAAAUCUAACAGUUCCACUCGGUACAAGUAUCCAUUCUGCACCUUGGAAUGCAUCAUGACAAAAUAAAACUUUGGUGCAUGCAUUUGUUAUGCAAACCAAUUAGAUUCUUAUAGAUCUGACAACAGCUGCCAUUACAAGUUGAGAGAUGGCCUAAUCAUUUGAUCAAUACUUAGAAUCUCUUUGCUUGUGAUCAUAUACCCAUCAAGGUGUUUGAACAUUGUAUAUCCCAAUUAGGCCAGUAGGUUCCAGAAAUUACAGAAUUGUAAUACUUCAUGUAGAUCAGCUGUAUCAAGUUUUCUUUGAUAGAUAUUACUUAUUAUAGAUUUAUCCAAAAGUUUUGCAAACAAUUUCGAAAUUUAAAGACUCCAUUUCAGAAAUUUAUAUAUAUGUGAGUUUCACUGAUUGCAUCAAAGAGUGACAGAUAUUUGAUACAGCUGAGUUUAGCCAGUCCCAAUAUUUCAGAAGGGUGUUUGUGCCAUAUGAAGGGACACUAUGUUCCUAUAUACAAUUAUUUGAAAUGUUUAUUUUUCUGUAAAUAAAUUUGAUAUUAAAAUAUAUUUUCAAC
Molecule: messenger RNA, 3233 nt
Organism: Mizuhopecten yessoensis (Yesso scallop)
Lineage: Eukaryota; Metazoa; Mollusca; Bivalvia; Pectinida; Pectinidae
Product: ribose-5-phosphate isomerase-like
Exons: 8
Coding region: 27-818 (263 amino acids)
Biological process (GO): D-ribose metabolic process; pentose-phosphate shunt, non-oxidative branch
Cellular component (GO): intracellular membrane-bounded organelle
Molecular function (GO): ribose-5-phosphate isomerase activity
Source: RefSeq, a predicted model, not a curated record